This is a messenger RNA of Acanthopagrus latus (yellowfin seabream), 3329 nucleotides long. Its product is annotated as GTPase IMAP family member 8-like. NCBI's taxonomy places the organism in Eukaryota, Metazoa, Chordata, Actinopteri, Spariformes, Sparidae. The coding region runs from base 244 to 2991 and encodes 915 amino acids. The record is from RefSeq and is a predicted model, not a curated record. Gene Ontology annotation, molecular function: GTP binding. The transcript has 7 exons.
GCCUCCAGCGCAGCGCGAGCGUCUGGGAGGCGAGCUAACCGUCCUCCUGCUGCCAACACCGGGUGAACCUGAGCACGAGGCGCCGCUCGGUGUCUCCGGAGUGAAAGUCUGUCUAAUGUCCAACCUUAAAACUAACUUCACCAACUCUAACUUUUUGCUUUUCACAGCGCAGUGUAACGUGACAUGAUAUGAAGAACAUGGAAGCAAAAGCUGAAUAACAAAUUUGAAAAUGAAUAACGAGCCAUGGCUUCUUUUAGGUGGUGUUUUGUGUUUAUCGUUCAGCUUCUCUGCGCUGCUGUUCGCGGUUUCCUCCAUCAGAGGGCGGCAGAACACCGCGGCCGUGAAGGCACCCUGACCGUGACGUCAUUUUCACGAGACGGAAGGCAAGGAGAGAAAGACAGCAUCAGCCCCUCAGAGAUCAGGCUCGUCCUUAUUGGUGGGAGAUGGGCUGGCAAGAGCUCCUGUGGCAACACCAUCCUGGGAGAGGACAGGUUUGAGUGUGGCCGAACCCGAACAGCUCAGUCUGAAGUGAGACAUACAGAUGUGGAGGGCAGGAAGCUCAUCGUGGUCGAUUCUCCAGGAUGGAAAUGCUCCCUCUCCCUCACUGAGAUCCCAGAGAGGGACAAGCAAAGGUUUAAACUCAAUGCGUCAAAGUGUCCGCCCGGACCAAACGCUUUCCUCCUUGUCAUUCCCAUAGACUGUGCUUUCUCUGGGGAGCAGAGGAGGACUGUGGAGCAGCACAUGAGGCUCCUGGGGGAGCAGGCCUGGAGAUACACCAUGGUGCUGUUCACCUGUGGGGACGUCCUCGGGAAGAAGACGAUAGAGCAGCACAUUGAGAGUGAGGGAGACGCACUCAAGUGGUUGAUAGAUAAAUGCAGGCACAGGUACCACGUGUUUAACAAUAAGGAGUGGAGGGACUCAUCUCAGGUGACGCAGCUGCUGAAGAAGAUCGAUGAGAUGGUGUGGCACAACAAAGGCAGCUACUACGAGGUAGACGAACAGACACUCAUCAUCAUUGAAACGAAGCAGCAAGAAGUAGCCGAAAAGGCUGAAAAGAGACGAAGGAGGGCCGAGGAACAAAGACAACAAAUGAAAACAGUCAUUAAAGAGUCGACGGAAGCUCUCCUAAAACUACAAAUUGUUGUCCUGGGCAGCCGGGGCGUUGGGAAAACCUCAGUGGGGAACACCAUCUUGGGAAUCAAAGACACAGAAGUCGGGACAAGGACAGCACAUUCUGUGGCCCGGCAGGGUUUUGUGGGUAAAACUGAAGUGACUGUUGUCGACACCCCAGGUUGGUGGAAAAGCUUCCCUGUGUACGACACUACUGAAGCCAUCAAAGAGGAAGUGAUGCUCAGCAUGUUUCUGUGCCCCCCUGGGCCUCACGUCUUCCUGCUGGUUAUAGAUGCAGAUGCAUCUUUCAAUGCCGAUCACUUGGAUGCAGUGACGACACACAUGGAGCUUCUCGGAGAAGAAGUGUGGAGACACACCGUCGUAGUCUUCACCAGGGGAGACUGGCUGGGCUCAAACACCAUAGAGCAGUACAUCGAAGGAGAGGGACAGGCCAUGCAGUCCCUGGUCGAACGAUGUGGAAACAGAUAUCAUGUCAUCGAAAACAAGAACGCAGAUGAUGGUACUCAAGUCACAGAGCUGCUGGAGAAAAUCACUGAGACUGUGGCAGGAAAUGGUUGGAACCAUUUUGCCCCCGAUGAGAAGAUAUUUCUGACCAUUCAAGAGAAAAGACGACAAGUGGAAGAAAGAGCAAGAGUGAGGGAAAGUCAAGUCAAGGCCAGAAGAAGAGAACUCAGCGGUUCCAGCAAUAGAUUACAGGAGCUGAGGAUAGCAAUGCUCGGUCAGAGGACAUCUGGAAAGAGUGCAUCAGGAAAUAAUAUCCUCUGUGAAGAAGUGUUCCCCACCUGUGAGAGUAUGCACUGUCGGGAGGAGAAGAGGGAAGUUGCUGGCAGAUUGAUCACUGUGACCGACACCCCGGGCUGGUGGAAGAAUUCCUCACACUGGACACAAGAGAUGGACAAAGAAAUGGUCCGAGGUCUGUCGGGGAGCCCAUUAGGGGUUCAUGCCAUGCUGCUGGUUGUGCCCUUGGACCUGAGGUUCAGAGAAGCUCAACAGGUCGCCCUGGAGGAACACAUGAACCUCUUUGAUGCCAGCGUCUGGAAACACACCAUGGUUUUGUUCACAUACAUAGACAAACUAGCAGAUGAAACCAUUGAGGAGCACAUUGAGAGGGAGCAUAACGCGUUGCACUGGUUGGUGGACAAGUGUGAGAACAGAUACCACGUUAUAAACAUUAUGAAUAAAAAUGAUCAGACUCAGGUCACCGAGCUGUUUGAGAAGAUAGAGGAAAUGGUGGCAGGGAACAACGGACAGCUCUUCAUCCCCGAUGUCAACAAGAUCCAUGAGAGAAUCGAAGAGAAGUUCAGGAGGUGGCAGCUCAAACAUGUGCUGAAGCAGCGAGUGGAGGAGGAGUACAGGAGGAGAGAGCUGGAGCUGAUGAUGGGCUUCAGGCAAACACUCUACGAGCUGCAAGCUGUUGUCCAUGAAAAAGCGACAAGCACUAAACCCAAGUCACUGAUUGCUGACAUGACCAAAAUCAGAGCCAAAGGUAUCGGUCAGAGGAAGAAAGGUGGAAAGGAGACGGAGGACAACAUAGGCGCAAUACUCAGCCACCAUAUUGAGAAGUUGAACAAGGACAUCAUGAGAUCCACAGAUCACCUUAGGAACAGCAUGGACUCCAUGUUCCCAGACUUGAAGGGAGACAAUCCAGCGCCAUCUAUUUUCUACUCUCAGUCAGAUAUGAGGUCACCAUUGAAGUCCUCACCCCCCUUUGAUAAUGUGCUAAGAUGGCUGUCCUCUCUUCAGAUCGCAACAAAUCCGGAGAGUGAGCUGACCCUCAACUUCUCUGAGACGUCAGGAUACAGAUCUGUGCCGCCAGAAGACGACUUAGACUUGGACACAGAAGCUGAUAUUCUUGAAUGACUCAAUGUAAAAAAGGCUAAAAAUGAAUAGAGCAUAAUAAUAAUAUUGACAUAUCACAAUAUGUGGAGGAUAAUCCUGUUGUUUAAGGUUAUUCACUAUGUAAAGUGUUGUUAUAGUUCUGGCGUUGUUUAAGGGUCUGUAGUUAGAGGGGACAAUUCAUUAUACCUUAUAUUACUAGUAUUCCCUUUCUAUUCAUGUGAAUUAUUUAUCCCUGUCCUCACAACAAUACAAUAUCUGAUAGCAAUAGCGAAGAUGUCUCACUCUCAACCAAUUUGUACACAAUUUUGCUGUUACACUGAUAAUUUUAAGCAAUUAAAAGGUGAAGGGAAGACAAUCAA